AUGGGCAAUUGCUGGAAAGCUAGAAAAUCAGGAGAUUCCAAAAAAUAUGAAGAAGAAGACAUUCCAACUUUAAGACCUGACGGCAUCCAAUUACCUUGCGAUGAUUUUAUAACAGGUCUUCAAAAAGGAGUUGAAGACGAUAUUUGAAUACUCGGGCAAGAGUUUUUAAUUUCCAUAUAUAAAGAAUGAGCUAUAUUUCGGUCAUGGGAAACCCAAGAGCGUGUCAAAACUCUUUGCAGCAAAGACGGAAUCGUUGCAUGUGGAGGAAAAUCAAUUGAAAUUUUCAAUGAAAAUGGAAACUCAAUUGGAAAACUUUUAGGCCACGAGAGGCCCGUAAACGCUUUAGCUUUAUCAAAUAAUUUGGCGAUAUCAGGAUCUGGAGAUUGAAGUUUAAGGCUAUGAGAUUUGAACUCUCAGCAAGAAAUUGAUAAAAACAUCAUCAAUUGAAAUGUAAUUACAAGCGUAAAGUGGGUACCACAGGAGCCAUUAGUAAUCCAAACAAGUGAAGAUUUAAGGCUCAGAAUAUGGGAUCUAAGAGAGAGAAAAAUUUUGAGGUCAAGCGUGAUUUCUGUAGGCGAUAAUUUUGCAACUUGUUGCGAUGUUAAAGGGGAUUAUAUUGUAACUGGGCAUAGAGGGUUUGAUUCACAAGGGUGCGAAGCUAAAAUUUGGGAUAGAAGAAAAAAUGAAGAAUUAAAAACUUUGAAAGGCCACGAACAAGCAGUUGAAUCGGUGAAAUUUAUUGGUGAUACCAUUUUCUCAUGUGGCAAAGAUGGAAAAAUUAACCAAUUCAGACUUGAUGGGGAUUUAAUAGAUACUUGGACGAAUCCUCUUCCUAAGCCACUUGUGUCAAUGGAACUUUAUAAAUCAGGAAUUUUGAUUGCAAAUAUUGACCCAAAAGUGAUGUAUUUUACUAUAAAUCCAUUAUUCAAAGCUCUUUAA
Molecule: messenger RNA, 939 nt
Organism: Blepharisma stoltei
Lineage: Eukaryota; Ciliophora; Heterotrichea; Heterotrichida; Blepharismidae
Source: the annotation of a GenBank genome assembly